Molecule: messenger RNA, 2217 nt
Organism: Daphnia magna
Lineage: Eukaryota; Metazoa; Arthropoda; Branchiopoda; Diplostraca; Daphniidae
Gene: ecd
Product: protein ecdysoneless
Exons: 12
Coding region: 16-1935 (639 amino acids)
Cellular component (GO): nucleus
Source: RefSeq, a predicted model, not a curated record
UUCUUUCAGUUAGUCAUGGCGCAGACUAGUUCGCACGUGGAUUCCGAAGACACCGUAGAAUAUUGGUUAUUUCCCAACAUAUCCGAAGAUGGUGAUCAAUUACAAGAGCUAGAAGCAUUCAGAACGAGAUGUUUCACCUUUAUUCAAGAUCAAAGUCAAAACUAUAUUUGGCAUGAGGACUCAAUCAACUUGAAAGUAGUCACCAAACGGACAGCUGGAGACAACCCUCCGCAUCUCUACGGGAAAACUCGUUAUGGCUGUAACGUCGAGGAUGAGUGGUUCAUCGUCCACCUGUUUCGCAGCUUCUCCGUGACCGAAAAUGAUGUCGUCAUUAGAAUUGUGGAUUCAGAUGGUGAUUUCUUGCUGGUUGAAGCUGCUGAUAUUCUUCCGCGUUGGGCCAACCCAGAAUCUUGCAUCAACAGAGUCUUCAUUCAUGUUGGCCAAGUUCACAUGAUCAGUAUAGCCGAUCGUCCAUCAAGUAUAACUCCUUUACCGUCAGGCCAGCCUUCACUGAUGGACGCUGUUCAUAUUGUCCGUUCCAUGCCGCACUUGACCAUAGCACCCUCUCCUAUCCAAGAGCCAAUUCGACAACGCAUUGAAAAGUGCGUGUCUCAAAUCGAUUCCAGUCUUCACCGUUGCAAUGUCUUUGUACCUGCUAGUGUUGCCGCUUUGUUACAAUCCUAUCCAACAUUAGUAGCACCAGCGGUUCAUGCAUUCUGUCAGCGCGAUGCCUCUCAACUGCAGGUUAUUCGUGCGAUGCGUUUCUUUCCACCAGAAACCAGAGUAUGGACUUCAGUUACAUUCACAAAAUGUCUGUACGCCAUGCUGGUUCACCGAAACUACCAACCAGAUCAUAGAACUGGUUGGACGUUACCACCUAAUGGCGAUCCCAAACGAACGGGGUCCGAACUUGGCAUGAAACUCGCCGUGGGAUUCGAAUUAUUAGCCAAUGAGGAAUCCCUUCACCAACAAGGAGGCGACUAUUCUUUGGAAAUGGAUUCCCGCUGGAAUCGUUUCCUUAAUACCCUUAAAGAAAAGGGAUUUUUUCAAGAUUUCCUGGAAAGUUCACAACCGUACAAUGAGCUUUUAGAAAAAGCCCGAGAAUUUUAUAUGAACAGCGUGGGUGUGGAAGGUCCAGCGAAAAAACCUGUUAUUCUACGACUGAUGCAAUCCGUUUUUGCCGACAUUGAAAAAUUCAAAAAAGAAGAAGCUCAUUUACCUGCGGAUGAUGAUGAUUCCUGGUUGUCUGUUGAUCCUGCUACCCUUGAUCAGAUCCUUGGCGAUAAAUUUGGUCUGUUAGGAGUCGAUGAUGACGAGGCCAAGGCCGAAAUUUUGCCUAAACUUGAAACCUUCCUUCAUCGGAAGUCAGACUAUGAAGGUCUUACGCCGUCCAGCGGCAGGAAGAAAUCCAGAAAGCUUUCGCACCUCGCCCCGCCCAGCGCCUCAAGGAAGACGUCAACGCUCUCCAACACUUCUGACGUGUCCCAACUCUCUAAUCACAUCGGCUUUGAUCCAGAUUCUUUUGCAUCCGCAAUGCAGGGAAUUCUAGAUUUCGCCUUGCCGGAAGACAAUUGGGAUUUGGAAUCAAAUUCUUCUUCUUUGAGCAGCUACAGUGAAGAAGAAGAGGGGGAAGAGUUAGUCGAUAAGGAGAUGAACAAUUAUAUGCAAACAAUGGAUCAAGAGUUGUUAAGCACAGAUGUCCUUCGUACCUCUGUGGACAACCCUACCCGCAAGGAGUCAGUCAUGAGUGAAGGUUGUGAGAGUUUUAGCGACGUUGAAAAUUUUCAACCCGUAAAAAUAGACUCGGCUGCACUUGAAUCCCUUUUGGCUUCUUAUACAAUGCAGCGUGGUGGACCUGGUCCAGCAUCUAUUUUGUUAAAUCAGUUAAAUCUUCCUAGGAGCCAAAUCUCGGCAAGUAAAAAACAAACCGACUGAGAUUUUGACUCUUGUUGAUUUUUUCUACUCCCGAUUACUUCCAUCUUUCUUUCUCCAAUGUAAUUAUUCUCGAUGUCUCUUCCUCUGCUAUAUGUCCUCUUAUCCAUGCGAUUGGGUGAUUUGAGGUUUAAUUUAUUAUUAUGAUUCGUAUUCAGCCUUUGAUCAUUUUUUUUUCCCUUCUUAAUCUCGGUCCCUCACCUUUUCGAUUCUGACACAUUUCUCAAAGCCAGUCGCUGCUAUCCCUCUGUGAUACACAACGCUCGGUGGAGGUGGUUUGCAUAA